AUGGUGCGCGUUGGCGCGAAGCGUGAGCGUCCUUGCAUUCUCGUGCUCCAUGUCGCCUUGCGGGCCGCUGCGUGGCCCGAAAGGGAAGGACGGCAGCGCGGGCGUGAAGGAGGAAGCCUCUCCACCUCUCCGCAAGAACGGUUUAUCUGGAAGACUUCGGCCACCGCGGAGGUAUACGCGAAGGCGGUGCUGCGCAGCAUACGUGCGUACUGGCAACUGCUUGGUGGGGUACGCUACGCGGGCUCCAAUGCCUUGACUCUGGUCAGUGCCGUGUGGCAGGACAUCGACAGUGCCGCGGUUGGGGAAACGGCGGCAGCGCGAGCGGGAGGGGACGCCGAGGGUACCUCACCGUCGGCUGUCCCUCUGACAAGUACCAUUACCACGGCAGCCAUGCGCUCAAAACGACAGCGCAUGAGUGCAACCCGGCGGCGCAGCGGCGUGCUGCGGUGCGCCGUGCAUCUCUCUCGCUCCGUCUACGGGGACGCUGGCGCGGCACACCUUCUGCGAGCCUCGUGCGCGUGUGUUACCGAGGCUACGGCAGCGGUGCCGGUGUCGCAACUGCUCGCUGAUGACGGUGCCGCGACGGUGGCGGCCGGCGCUUCGACAGACGACGGGCGAAAGAGGCGUCGCGGACGCACAGAGGAGGAUGUUGGGGAUAUGAUGCAGCAGACCUGCCACGCCGCCGUGCAUGUUGCGCGUGUGGAGAACGUGUUGCCGUCGCCCCAGCGACGCUGA
Leishmania mexicana MHOM/GT/2001/U1103 is the source of this 735-nucleotide messenger RNA. RefSeq lists its product as hypothetical. Bases 1 to 735 code for a protein of 244 amino acids. Lineage: Eukaryota; Euglenozoa; Kinetoplastea; Trypanosomatida; Trypanosomatidae. The transcript has a single exon. The record is from RefSeq and is a predicted model, not a curated record.